Molecule: messenger RNA, 4923 nt
Organism: Electrophorus electricus (electric eel)
Lineage: Eukaryota; Metazoa; Chordata; Actinopteri; Gymnotiformes; Gymnotidae
Gene: tmem184ba
Product: transmembrane protein 184ba
Source: RefSeq, a predicted model, not a curated record
GCCUUCGGUCCCUGCGACUUCGCCGUUUUAUCUUUGCACAACUGUAUAAUCCCCUCCGGAGAGUACGUACAGUGUUCUUCAGUAGCGUUUAUAUUACAGAAUCUGAGGCGCGAACUCUGAAAGCAGUCAUAAAGUAUAAUUCUGAAUAAUAGCAUGCAGUUUGCGUAGUGUAGUUACUUCAUGGCACUAUUUAGGACUGAAAAGAGUUGCGCGCAGAGCUUUCGGUGCUGGAAGAGAAACAUGGAUGGCGGGGGGCAGCGAUGGCUUUGAGGAAUUAAGGACAAAUAUCUUCUGUUAUCGUCGUUGGUCUCCUGCACAAUUGGUUUUACGGAAUAACGUUACUGCAUUUGGUAGGGGAAGGUUAAAGUUCUCUCUGCGGCACUUCAGAUGUACAUGCUUUGGACGCGUGACGUGCCCUUGUCAGAGCUCUUUGGGCAGGACUCGGUAGCUGUGAUGGCCCCAGGGUCCCCAGCCACCGUGGCCCCCGCUGGGCCAAACAUCUCCUUGUUGCCCGAGGCCCCACUGCUCAUGCCUGAGCAACCCAUCUUCCUCAUGACCAGAACAGCGCAAGCUCUGUCUGGUUUCUUUGUGUGGACGGCACUGCUGUUCACCUGUCACCAGAUCUACAUGCACUUGCGCUACUACAGCUCUCCGAACGAGCAGAGACACAUAGUGCGCAUCCUCUUCAUCGUGCCCAUUUAUGCCUUUGACUCUUGGCUGAGCCUCCUCUUCUUUACCAACGACCAGUACUAUGUCUACUUCGACACUGUCAGGGAUUGCUAUGAGGCAUUUGUGAUCUACAACUUCCUGAGCCUUUGUUAUGAGUACCUGGGAGGCGAGAGCGCCAUCAUGGCGGAGAUCAGAGGGAAGCCUAUCGAGUCCAGCUGUGUGUAUGGGACUUGCUGCCUUUGGUCCAAAACGUACUCCAUUGGCUUCCUCAGAUUCUGCAAACAGGCCACGCUGCAGUUCUGUGUAGUAAAACCUCUGAUGGCUGCGGUCACCGUCAUCUUGCAGGCCUUUGGGAAAUAUCGGGAUGGAGACUUCAAUGUAGCCAGCGGUUACCUUUAUGUGACCAUCAUCUACAAUGUCUCUGUCAGCCUGUCCCUCUACGCCCUCUUCCUUUUCUACUUUGCUACGCGAGACCUACUCAGCCCCUACAGUCCCGUGCUCAAGUUUUUCAUGGUCAAAUCCGUCAUCUUCCUCUCCUUUUGGCAAGGUAUGCUCCUGGCCAUCCUGGAGAAGUGCGGCGCCAUCCCACAGAUCAGCUCGCCAGAGGUGUCGGUCGGCGAGGGCACCGUGGCGGCCGGUUAUCAGAACUUCAUCGUCUGCGUCGAGAUGUUCUUUGCAGCACUGGCCCUGCGCCACGCCUUUACCUACAAAGUCUACGCGGACAAGCGGCUAGACUCUCAGGGUCCUGCUCAAACAUACGGACGCUCAGCCCCUAUGAAGAGCAUCUCGAGCAGCCUUAAGGAGACUAUGAACCCUGGGGACAUGGUUCAGGAUGCCAUCCACAACUUCUCGCCAGCCUAUCAGCAGUACACCCAGCAAUCCACCCUGGAACAGGGCGGCCCUGCACCGCCUCUGUCCCGGAACCAUAGCUCGCUCAGUGCCAGAGACAACGAGAAAACCCUCCUGCUUAGCUCUGAUGACGAGUUUUAACUCAACCAUAGCCGCCUUUAGACAUCCAAAUAUGUACGGUGGAUUCUGUGCUGCAGUGGCAUAGUGGUUUGGUGUGGCUGGUUAUCUUAAGGCCAUAUCAUUACAGGAUAUGGCAACUAGUCUAAUGAUUCACAUGUUGAAAAUUGCUAGAAUAUUAGAUUUAUUGCUACUUGUUGUUGACCUAGUAAAACAAUGAGAGUUUAGAGAGCAGUUUGGUAUGCUCUGCCUUGCAAGUUGUUUAGUUUAGGGGAUAUAUAACCUAACUAUAUUUUAAAGUCAUGAAUAAUUUUUAGGCAAUAUUUAUAUCUUAAUAAAUGGCUAUGAGCAUUUGUCCGCUUUUAUACUUGAACUGUUAUGACUUUGGGUUCUUUCUGGUUGUGUUCACCCAUAAAGAGAAACCAAAAUCCCAGUAUAACUAAAUUUAUAAAUCUACUGCCACCACAUUUAAGUGAUAUUUAACAAACAAACCUUGCUUGCUAUGUUUAAGCUCAGUUUUGUGUCAGACCGACAGUGUUUACAGAUUCUGCAGUGUGAUGUACAGAUUCUGCCGUGUGCUCUGAUCUAACAGCAUGUGACAGCUGUCUUGAAUGUGGUCUCAUUCUGGCUGCUGUGCUAGGGACAGAGGAGGAUGUUAGGAGAGCAGCAGUUGAUGGUACAGUUACAAAUGAAGUGAAACCUGCUCUUCACUCCCAUAAGGGUGAGUGCUCAGACUGGAUUGUAGGGCAGACUGGAUUAACUGGGGCAUUACUCACGGCUAGAGAAUAGCACAGGCUUUCAUAAGUCUGUCGGACAGUAGAACGCUACGUUAAACCCACUAUCUGGGUUAGAUGUGUUAUAGAUAUGUGGUGUAGUGUAGGAUUUAUUUAAUGCUGCUUAGUCACAAAAAUAAUCUAAUGUAAAUCCCCAAUAUAUUUUAAUUACAUGGCAUAAAUUAUGAUAUAAAUGUUUUUGAUGGAAAAUGAACCAGUUAUGGUAGGCUUCUUCAUUAUUUCCACUUCUACAAUAUUUCACACAAGUUUUGCAGAGGGCGACGUUGAUAUUUUCCAUUCUUCUCGCUUGUGCUGUGUCACUCUCUCCUGUUGGCAGCACUAUACCAUUACAGCCCAGCUGGGGUCUAAUUCUGGGCCUUAUUGUUCCUUCAGAAUGCAGGAGUAAAAUAUUUAAUUCUUAUAUUUCUACAGAAGAGGCCAGUAAAAAUCUCUGUCUACAUCAGCCAAGCAUAAGCAUUUGUGGUACUUAACGUUUAUUUAGCUUUUGGUGUGUUUAAUACUUUCUGAAAAUAUCUAUUUAUACAUUAAAACAGGUCCCAGUGUUCCAAAGGUGCUGCCAUAUUUAACAUGAUGCUCUAUUCAGAGGGCAGUCAAUUCAGGUCAUUUGCAGUCUUUGUUGUUUGUUAUACACACUUUUGAAAGCUAAUCUCAAAAUUAUUUUUAAAUGUCACAGAGAGAACCCCAUAUAACAUUACUAGAAAAUAUUUAAAGGCACCAAGUAAUAGCAAUUGUAGGACUCAAACUCUUUAUUUUUACAUUUUUAAUGCUAUUGUAUAUUAUUCUUUAACAGAUCAUGCUUCUAUUUUUACUUAGGAUGUCCAACAAAGUUACAAAAUAAAAAUAAGGGUUUUGUCUGUAAAAAUAGAUAUUUGGUCACCUGUUUUUACUGCCUCAUUUUCUUUUAAUGAGCACACACAAAUGUAUGUACAAUAUAUACAUUUAUUUCAAUUAAUGGUAUAAAAUAGACAAUAUAUUUACUUUACCAUAGAAAAAUACAGGUAAUAAAUACAAACAAGACUUGUGUUUUGCUAUGUCACAAAACAUCCAGCAUGUUUAGAAACAAAGCACAAUGAGUGUGAUAUUACCCAAGUCAAGGGCCUGUUGAUAUUAACAGUGAAACAGAUAUGUUUAAUGGGAAUCAGCAAUAAAAAUGGUUCAUUCUACAAAUAUCAAUUCUUCUACAGCAUAUUACUUAUUUUUUUCUGGAGUUAGUAAGGCUAAUAGUUGGCAAUCUGUCAACCAUGGGUUGAUAUCACAUAUAGCCACAAGCCAUGUUCCUUCUGGCACUUCCAGGACACACCUUUCUCUCCUCUGUGGACCUUCUUACAAGUCUCCUGCCUUCCUGCCUUCUUCCUGUCUUUUGCCCCUCAUCUAUUCUCGCUCCUCUCAUAUGAUACUCCUUAAACUUCCUGCUGUACAUUGUCAUUAUAAAUACCAAUCAUUCUAUGCUUAAAUACAAAAAUACCAUUAAAAACAAACCACUGUACUAGUACAAACAGGACCUUCACAGAUACUGAAUCAUUUUCCAGUAAAAGGGCCUUAUCCCUAGGUAUAGCUUGGUGUCCCCCAGUCCUCGAUACAGAACCCCCCCCCCCUGCAUAUUUCACUGUUUUCCUAAAAUACCUGAUUCAACUCAUCAUCUUACUAACAAACCUGACAUAAGUUUAAAACAGGCAACGUUAAAGCAGACGCGUUGCAAUACCGUGUAGAACAGGGGCACUCCAGAACCAGAAUGGGGAAACACCAGCAUGGCUAAACUGCUCAAUAAAACAGUGAACCCUACAAAAAAUCAUCCAUUACAAUAAUCAGACACAAAUAUCCCCAAACUAGUCACACAUAAGCAAUAUUUGGAAGUAAAAUCACAGCACUCAUUAGCUUUAAGGUCUUCAUCUUAAAUACAGAUUAAAUAAAUCUUGAUGUUGCAGAUUAGGUAUUUAAAAUAACAAAUAUAUAGGAAUGUAUAAAGAAACUUGCAUUGACAUGGCAUUCUACUGGUCUGUUCCAUUAUUCUAAUUAAAGAGCAUUUUCCAGCAAAUUUUCCAACUUAUAAAAAGUUGGUAGUCAAAGAUAAGUCAAUCAGAUAAGUCAUUACUCCAGUAAAGAAGACCUGUACAGACUACAUACUAAUGUUAGACCAAAACCAUGUAGCUAAUCAGUAUGUCUUCAAUCUAAACCACAUGUAAACAGACCAACAAUAAUCAAAUCUUGCUUAUACUGGCUAAAUUCAGUAUAAAUGGUUAACCAUAAACCAGGAGAUCCACGUCAAAUAAUAUUUUGCUCCAAAAACCCAAUUAUACUUUUAACAGAGGCAUAACAAAUAUUAUGCACUGUACUAUCAUUAACUUGAGGCAUAGUGGGAUACAGACCAGCCUAUAGGAUGUUUACAAAUUAGUGGAAUUCACAAACACACUGUGAAUAAACUGCACCAGUGGCGUAAGAUGGUGGAAUAAUAUACACGGAAUAGUAAGAGAAGAGGGGAGAGGGAAACAAACAA